Molecule: messenger RNA, 339 nt
Organism: Marchantia polymorpha subsp. ruderalis
Lineage: Eukaryota; Viridiplantae; Streptophyta; Marchantiopsida; Marchantiales; Marchantiaceae
Source: the annotation of a GenBank genome assembly
AUGCGGAAAGCGUUACUGAUUCUGAGUCCAAUGGUGAGAAAGAUGGUACCAGCACCAGCCAGAUCCCCUCCUCCUCCUCCCGUCACAGCGAAGGCACCACCGCUUCAAUCGAUCUGUCCAAAGGCAUUGAGCCCACCCGAAGAAAAGAACUCAUUCAUGCCUACCGUAAGUCUCCACACUGAAAUCCAUGAUGAGCGCGAAGGACUCUUACCCGGCCCACAGCAAAGCAGAACAGCCUCAGGACAAGCUCGCUCGUCAAGGAAGGAGGGACGGAGGACACUCCAGGACGAAGAGGUCUGGUGGACCUCGGUCGGGGUCACCAGAACAUGGACGUUCUGA